AUUGGGUCACAAGGUCAAAGGGCCACCCUGAUUUUUACACUUUAGUGGUGCAGUGCGAUUUUCGAGCGCGGAAAACGGGUUGCGGUGGUGCAGGCGCGGCAUCGCGACGCCAAACCCAAAACCGCGGUUUCGAUUGCGCGCGGCGCUCCCGUUCGAUACCCGCUGCGGUAAAGCCGCUCCGGAUCCGCCGUCGUGGCUGGUAGCAGCAAACAUCGCUGUACCGACGACGGUGGUGGCUGUGGUGGUGGUGGUGGUGGUGGGAGCAGCCUCCGUUUUAUUUCUGUCCCGGCCUCGCCGGGGCCGGUCUCGCAAGUGUCUUUCGCGAAAGUUCUCGCGUAUAGAAAGACCGAACGACGACAACAACCACGACGACGACGACGACGACGAUAAACAGCCGCGAUGGAGGAUAGUUACAUGGUUCACAGACGUCGCAAGGCGGCGGCCAGAAAGCGUGAGAAGACGCCCGACCCCUCGUCGAGGGGUGCUGCGUCGCGCAUGGACACUUCGGACGACGAGGAUGAGGAGAAGCGCGCCAGAAUGGAAAGGAUGGCCGAGGAGGCGGAGAAAAUGGAGCAGCAACAGAAAGAGAACAGACUGUCACAACAGCAGCAGCAGCAGCAGCAGCAGCAGGAGACGUCUUUGAAAGAAGUCGAGGACAAAGAGAAAAAGAGGGAUGAUCGGGAGUCGCGUCCCGCCAGGAGAAGAAGCAGGACUGACGCAAGAAAUUCCGCAAACGUAGAUGACAUGAUUGCCGUACGCGCCGAAGUGGCCGCCAAAUCGGUGGCUGGGAAUAGUUUGAAGACACGUGAGAUUGACGUCGCAACAGCUGGCGACAACAGCACGCGACCGGUAAAGCAGAUCGAAGCAACGCGAAAGCCCGAUGAUGAUACCGCGAAGAGAGAGGUCAUUAGACCCGAAGUUGUUCAAAUGAUCAAAGAUAUUGUUGUUCAAGAAACGUCGGAGACACCAAAAGAAACGAACGGCGAGGUCGCCAAACUUACCGAGGCCCGCAAAGUCGAAAGGCGACAUAAAAGAAAGUCGAAGGAGCGCGCGGAGAGAUAUAGCCGAUCAACAGACUCCAGCGACGUCGAUGAAAAGAGUGAGUCAAGUCGUAAGAGGACAAAAUCGCCGGAAGUAAUCAGAUCCAGGGUGAAGAAGACGAGCGGAAAGAGUCGAGCCAGUGAUCCGGAAGUGCAAAAGAGAAACACUGAGAAAUUGAACCGAGAGAAGAGAUCGUCGAGUCGACAUAAGUUGGAGGAUGAACCUCGAUCGAAAGAUGAUUCUGAGAAGCCACGCUCGAGGCCUUACAGUCAGAUUGAAGACACGGACGAAGAGCCGAAAGUCAUGAAGAAGAGCGAGAGUUUUCCGCAAAGAUCUGCCGAGGAGCGGAUAGUGAAGAGAUCCUCAAUCGAUGUGAAGAAGCAGAUCAUCCCGCUGAGCAACGAGAGUCUGAUCGAGGAUUUUGCGAGAGCUCAGAGAGAGUACAUGCUGAGGGAACGUAGCAUUCUAGACCCGGAAGUGGGAGACGUGUUCGAUGAUGUGGUUGAAGCUAGUUCCUUGAGGAGGCGGAAGUUCAGUCUGCCUAGCAGCGAGAGCGAACGUGAAGACAUCGUUCAGAACGCAACGCAGUCCGAUGUGGCUGACAAGAAGAAAUCAUGGUUCUCUUGGUUAUUUUUUUGGCACGGGAAGAAGAAAGAUGAAGACAUCGUAAAGAAGAAAGUUGAAGAACCAGAGACAAGGGAAGACGAACCAGAACUUGUUCAGGAAGUUGAGGAGGUCAAAGCAGAGAAACAGAAAAUUGCAGAAAAGCACGAAGCGAAAAAGCAAGAAGCUGUAGCGAAGAAACAGGAAGCUACGAAGAAGCAGGAAACUACGGAGAAGCAGGAAACUGUGGAGAAAGUUACUCUAUUAGAUUUCUUCAGGGCUCUUAGAGACAUCGUCAAUGAGUUCAAGAUCUUUGUCGCGCAGAAUCCACGUGAGACAACGAUUAUCAGGCAGUUGCGUAAUCGCUGCAUAGCAGGACUGCUGCUUGUGAUAAUCUACUGCGGUCUCGGUGGUUUCAUCUUCCGUUUCGUCGAGGGUGCUUUCGAAACGUUCUACAAAUGCGGCGUGAAGCGCGUGAAGCGCGACUUUCUAGAUAGUCUGUGGAAUUACAGUCACAAUCUGAGGGAGGACGACUGGAAAAGUAUGGCGCGUAAAAAACUAAUGGAAUUCGAGGAACAGCUUCAUACUGCUCACGAAGCCGGCCUGCACUCGUACAGCGGUCAAAAAAGUUGGAGUUUCUUGAAUGCGGUCGCAUAUUGUCUCACUGUCAUCACCACCAUCGGAUAUGGACAUAUCUCGCCAAGUACGGAUACAGGAAAAGCCAUCACAAUUGUGUAUGCCAUUUUUGGUAUUCCAAUGUUUCUUAUCAUUUUAGCCGACUUUGGUAAAUUAUUUACGCGCGGUAUAAAGUUCCUGUGGGCAUUCGUAAGAAGGCUAUAUUAUACUGGUAGCUGUCGCAAAGUUCGUCGCACUGCGCCCGUUCAGGAAGUCAUGAAGGGCAUGCAACUCGUCUAUGAUCUCGCAAAAUUCCGUCGGCCAUCACAGAUGAAUCCAGAAGAGAUCGAGGAGAUACAGAGGCAACAAAUCCAACAGCCGCAAACAGUCCUAAAUUUGGAUGCUAAUGCAUCAGAAACGCCGGGUACACCGGCAUUGUCGGCAUUUGCCAUCGAUGACGAGUUUAAUCUGCCAAUCUCAGUGGCGAUUGUUAUUCUUCUGGUUUAUAUCUUCAUAGGAGCCACGUUAUACUCCUUAUGGGAAGAUUGGAAUUUCUUCGAGAGUUUCUACUUUGUCUUCAUCUCCAUGAGUACUAUUGGCUUCGGCGAUUACGUACCGAAGAUGCAUCCCAUAUACAUGAUGUGUUCGAUAGUAUACCUAGUGUUUGGUCUGGCACUCACGUCCAUGUGCAUUAAUGUUGUGCAGGUGAUGCUAUCAGACUCAUUCAAACAGGCGAGCCAGAAAAUUGGAGCCACGAUCGGUUUCGAAGUCGCCGAGGACGACAACUCGGUGAAACCGGCACCGCCGCCACCGAUCGAGGUCGCGGAUGUUUUAUGUUGGCAAUCCUACAACCAAGUAAAGUGUUGCUGUUGUACCUCCAAUGGGGAAUCAAGAUGGCCGAAGGAUGACAAUAUACAGCUGUCAACUGGUGCGAACGAGUAA
Messenger RNA from Pogonomyrmex barbatus (red harvester ant), 3201 nucleotides. RefSeq lists its product as uncharacterized. Lineage: Eukaryota; Metazoa; Arthropoda; Insecta; Hymenoptera; Formicidae. The record is from RefSeq and is a predicted model, not a curated record. Gene Ontology annotation, cellular component: plasma membrane. Gene Ontology annotation, biological process: potassium ion transmembrane transport; stabilization of membrane potential. Gene Ontology annotation, molecular function: potassium ion leak channel activity; outward rectifier potassium channel activity.